AUUUUAAUUGCACAACGAUCCACAACAAGUUGUAUCAAGCAGAAUUUGUCCUUUAAAAAUUAAACAUGCCAAAGGAAGGAAAGCCCAAAUUACACUGCAAGAAAGUUGUGCACCCAAACUCUAGAAAAGCUACAAAGUUGGCGAGACAAGCACAUAGAGAUGAGAAACUUCAAAGGAAGAAGACUGAGAGGAACUAUCUUCUUCAAAUAAAAGUUGGCGAAAAGUUCAGAUGGUUUUUUGAGAACAUAGAUCAUGCUAAAGCAGAGUAUUCGUAUUCUGAAGUGUGUGAACUUAUUGAGAGAUAUUUGCAUCGCUUUGAUGAAGAGCUCCAACAAAUCAAUGAACAGAACAGUAUAAAAGGCAGACAAGGCCGGGCUCAUGCGUCAAGAGAAGACACACUGACUAAUGUUAUUGAACGUGAAAGGGAGCUCUUCAACACUUGUGGAAUAGAACUUCCAGACCUCACAUCUGCAAAAGUACUGGCCCAAUUUGGAGAUUGGAACUGCGAUGUCGCAAGCCUCCAGCUUAUCAAGAUGCGAAAAUUCAACUCUUCAACUCUUGAGAAAAAACAGCAACGAUAUGACGAUGAAACAGAUGAAAAGCUUAAAGAUGGAAACAUUACAACUUAAAAUGGAAUGUAGGGUUUCGGCAAUCAAAGCUUAAUCAUCAGUCAAACGGGUUUGACGGUAAAAAAAAUCCUCAAGUUCUUUUCUGCUGUCAACUGUGUAUCGCAAUUGCGGCCCGGCUUCAGCGUAGUCUCAGGCCGGGAAAUGAACUUUUGGUGAUUCUCUUUUAGCGGAGGGUUGUCGAGAGUCAAAAGCGGGAGGCUGGGCAAGAGUUUGAUGUGAUCUUAACAAUAACAAUAUCACUCAAAGGUUACAUUGUACUCUUGGUAACAUUUACUAUAAAAAAAAAAAAAAAAAACUACAAAUAUGCUGGCCGGGAUUUUGAGCCUGAUCCACGACAGAAUGGUAAAGCACUUCUGGCCUCGAGGGCCUAGCGGUGGAGGCAUUUCCUACACAGUACAUUGGGAUCAUUGUCUAUCUAGAUAUGAGAAAAACUUUCUUGCAUUUAUCUGCUUGGGAAUCCCUCUACAGAAUUCAUGUUCGUUUAACUUAAUUCUUUUCAGUAAAGGGGGUAGGUUUCUAAAGAGAUUGUGGUCCUAUCGGUGGGAGUAUUGCAAGAUAAUUUGUUUUUAUCAACCAAGUUGAUAAUGUAGAAUGGCCACCGUGAAGAGAUUUUUAGGCUCACGUUUCGAGCGUUAGCCCUUCGUCGGAGCGAAUGACGAAGGGCUAACCCUCGAAACGUCAGUUUCAGAAACACCCUGCGGUGACCAGUUUACAUUUUUAACUCGGUUAAUUAAACCAAAUUAUCCUUUUUACCGGUACUUUUUUAAAGGUCAGAUAGUGAUUGAUGGUAAAAAAUUUUCACCCUUUCUUCAUGAUCAGCAAAGCUCCUCAAAAGUCUUGAAAGAAAUAAACAAAAUUCUUUGA
Molecule: messenger RNA, 1493 nt
Organism: Stylophora pistillata
Lineage: Eukaryota; Metazoa; Cnidaria; Anthozoa; Scleractinia; Pocilloporidae
Product: translation machinery-associated protein 16
Cellular component (GO): nucleus
Source: RefSeq, a predicted model, not a curated record